AGGAAGUUUGAGGGGAUCUGAGUGAGAGAGAGAGAGUGGGUGAGUGUGAGAGAGAGUAAGUGAAGAAGGGCCCUACUAUUCUGGCAGCAGCAAUAGGAUAGUUAGUUAGCUGCGUGGUCUGACCAGUCCGUCGUGUUGCAGGCAGGCAGGCAGGGGUUGGAGACAGACAGACAGACAGCCAGAGGGAGGGAGGGGGGUUUAGGGUUUAGGUCUUCCCCUUUCCCUUUCUCGCUCUCCCUUCUCCUCCCCUUCCUCUCCUCCAGUUUCUCCUCCCGCGUGCAAGCAAGCUCUCUCUCUCUCUCUUCGCUGCCUUCUUUGCUGCUCAACUUCUUUUCGUUCCAUCUACAGCAGUUGCGUACAACUUCACAUUCAGAAGCAGGCCUUUUUCUCCUAUCAUCACCUAAACCCUACCCCCCCCCCCCCCUUAUUCCUUGCGCUCUCCCCUUUCGCUACUUUCACGACCCUCUUUUCUUUCUCUUCUUUUUUGAAAUUCCAUCCCUCGCUUCGGCGCAAGAUUUUGACGCUCAUCCAUAAUGUAACAACGUACACAACACUCUUCCACGACGCUACUGCACAAUCAUGAUGGAGCUAGUGUCCCCUUCUUUGCACCUCUUCUACUCCAAGCGCUGCUUCUUCACUCUCUCGCGCUCAUUCCAACAUGACCCCUACCCUCCAUCCUCACUCUCUCUGAUCAGUCUUCUCUGCCUUCCCCCGCUUCUUAUUGCCCCCGCUCACCCAGAUUAUGCUGACGAAAACAGAGGCAGUUCAACUAUCUCUUGUUAGAGCCGAUGCGGUUCAGAGAAGGAUAUACAUAUAGAGGGAGAGGAUCUGAAUAUGGCUACUGCUAAGGCGAAACUCCAUACGGUUAUGGUCAGGUUAGGUCAGAAAUGCCGGUAUGAAACUUGGCAGUUGCCACACUUGGGAACAGGGUCUGUUGGUGCAGGACACCAGGAAACUGCGCUUCUUGAGUUCAGCAAGGAGGGUCCUAUGUUUGCAUGUAAGUUACAUUUGCCCGAUGGUACUACCAUUCAAUCCAACAGUUUUCGUCGGAAAAAGGAUGCCGAGCAAGAUGCAGCUCUUCAUGCACUUCAGAAGAUGGGAAUACCAUAUGAACCAGGUGCUUUACAGGCUACUACUGCUGAAUCAUGGGAGGGUCUACAUCGCAAAGUUUCUUUGGCCUUCACCGAUCAGAUGGUGCUGUCUUACAAGCCACUGGCGGAGCACUUUAGAGCUGCUGUGCAGCGUAAAGGUUCACGGUUUGGGCAAGUACCAGCCAUAGUGCUGACAGUGUUGGAUGGCAAGAUUACAUCGCAGUGCAAAGCAAUCGACCUACUUGCGGAAAAAAAUCCUGCUUAUGCUGCUGCUCUUGUUUGCAGAGCAGCUGCUGCUUGCCCAUCCCUCAGGCUAUCUGAUGAUGGCCUGUGGAUUGGUCGCUCUGACCCAUUUUCUCCUGAACUUGUAACGAAACUUCUUACUGAUCGAGAGAACCGAGUUGAAUCAGUCGCGUCGGGGAAUGGAGAUGAGAUGCAUAAUCUGGAAACAACGUGUUCACAGUUCAAUAGAGCAUUUAGAUUUGAAGCAGUAUAUAUUCCUGCAUAUGUUAAAGAGGAAUUAAGGACAAUUAGUCUGACUGCAUUACCAGAUGUUUAUUACCUGGAUACCAUAGCAAAUGCACUGGGUCUGCAAGAUACAGGACAAGUGUUCAUGUCAAGGCAGAUUGGAAAGGCACCUGAUGGGUCUCGCUUAUUUUGGGGAGCACGAGAGAGACUUCCUGUAGUGAAGUUUCCUGAUGUUGAGCUGCUCGAGCAAUUUGAACCCUCAAAAAUUUAUCGCGACAUUUGUUCCCAGGAUGGUCCUAUGGAGGCAUUGCGAAACACUGGAGGACGGAUUUCUAGAAAUGAGCGAGCUAGCUUUCUUGUGGGUCAUGCUAUUGAUGGUGAUGCUAUUCUUGCUACUGUUGGAUCCACCUGGACAUCUGAUGGAAGAUGCAUCUAUGAUAACUUCACAUUGAGUUGCUUUCAUAGGUUAAUGUUGGGGAGAAACCCUUGGGGUGCAUACAAGCUAAGUAGACGGUCGCUGUUAGUGGCUGAUCUGCCAAAGGUCUACACCUGCAGGGCACAUUGGCAAGGUGCUAGCCCAAAAUCUCUUUUAGCAGAUUUUUGUCACCAGCAUCGCCUCUCCGAAGCACAGUAUACUUGUAACGAUACACAGGAGUCCUGCAAUAGUACCGCAGGCGGACACUCAUUAGAGAUAGGUCAUACUAAAGGUUUAAUGUCCAUGAAUAACAACGGUAUCUCAAAGCAGGGUAAUCCUGGAAGUAGUAAGCAGGGGCCUUUUCAGUGCAAAGUUCGUGUAGGCUCUGCGGGAAACAAAGCUCCCACAUACUUCCAGUCAGAUGGCUUUUUCCGAAGUCGCAAUGAUGCAAUUCAGAGUGCUGCAUUGAAUGCUCUUUUGAGCUAUGGAAGAUGGUCUGGAACAGGUUGCCUUUGCAGUUACUUUCAAAACCAAGAUUGUUGCAAGUCAAAUGGAGAUUUCUUGGGUAGUAAUCCUCAAGACUCUACUGUUUACAAGUCAGAUGAAAGCAGUGGGCAGUCGGAAUUUUUGUCAUUCAGAGUCAUUGCUGAGGAAGAUACUCUUGGCGAUCGGCCUCCUCCAGGUUCAAUGGUAUUUGUGAGCUACACUGUAAACUUGAUCGACGAAGGAUCUUGUUGUAAUGGUGAUAAUUCUUCUGAUAUGCUAUUAAUACAUGACUUAGAGUCUCAAUCAGACUUCAAAUUUGAGCUUGGUGUGGGCGCUGUAAUUGGCCAAAUCGAUGCAUGUGUUAGUCAGGCCACCGUUGGCCAAACCUUGCAAUUUUGUUUACCCGUGGAGGCACUAGGUGUGUUAUUUGCAGCCAGCAGCGAACUUGGCGAAAAUCGGCAAGGUCUGGUACUUGAAUAUACUGUGAAGUUGCUUAAAUUUGAAGAAGCGAUGGAGGAGAGGAUAGAGUCCUCACAUUUUGCACCCCCUCUUUCCAAGCAGCGGAUAGAGUUCGCUCGCACAAUGAUAAAUGCCCUGGAGGCGAAGACUCUGGUGGAUUUGGGAUGUGGGUCUGGAAGCCUUCUGGAAGCCCUUUUAAGAGAACCUAAUACGCUGGAAUAUAUGAUUGGCAUUGACAUAUCUCGGAAAGCCUUGAUUCGUGGGGCCAAGUCACUGAGUGCAAGUUUAGCGAAACAGAAUGCUGCUCAUAGCAUCCAAAGUAUCACUCUCUACGAGGGCUCGAUCUCUGCUAUGGACUUACGUCUUCGCUCCCCAGAUUUGGCAACCUGCAUUGAAGUGGUGGAGCACAUGGAUCCAGAACCUUUGCGCAAAUUGGGAAAAAGUAUACUUGGAAAAUUGGUUCCAAAAGUGUGGUUAGUGAGCACGCCAAACAUCGAGUACAAUCCAGUCAUUCGCGGCCUGGAGUGGGACCCUGAAAGCAACAGUCUUAAUAAACCCGGUCCUACGGUUUUUCCUGAACUGACCGACUCCAAGAAGCUAAUGGACAUGGAAACCCAGAACCUCAGAAACCAUGACCAUAGAUUUGAGUGGACACGAGCUGAAUUUCGGGAGUGGGCCUCCCUUCUUGCUUCGCAGUACGGUUAUCAAGUGCGUUUCGCAGGUGUUGGUGGAGACGGGGAAGACGAUGACAACAGUCCUGGCUUCGCCACACAGAUUGCUGUUUUUGCACAUAAUGGUGUGGUCUUCCCUACAUUUUGUCAGGAAGCAGGUGUUAGUAAAUGCGAUGGCUCAGAUAGUGUGCCAACAGCUACAGAAGUGGAGAUGACAGAUAAGCGAUUGGAAACUGAACAGGAUCCUGUUUCACAGUUAAAGGAACUUUGGCAGUGGACCUCGCCUGCACACCCUGCAGCAAUUUUGUAGGGAGGAUGUGGUUGUCUCUAUGUUUAGAGUUUAGCUUUGAUCAUGCUUGUUUGUUAAGAGAAGAGCCAUACGCUAAAACUCGGUCCCCUCCCCAAUUUUUGAUCAACGGCGUCCCAAAUCAUUACAUUAGAGUUUUUGUGCCGACUAUCAUCAGUGGUGGAAAAGAUGGGAGUGGUUGAGAAAUUUUGACUGCCUGUAAAUUGUUAGCAUUUUUAAACGAUAUUCUGAACGGUUGUAGUAAAAGACUCGAGGAAAUUAUGGCAGCCCCCGUUGCGGGUUUAAGAAAAGGUAUUUUUUAUAUUAACUCCCCAUCAGGUGAUAUA
Messenger RNA from Physcomitrium patens, 4223 nucleotides. RefSeq names its product small RNA 2'-O-methyltransferase. NCBI's taxonomy places the organism in Eukaryota, Viridiplantae, Streptophyta, Bryopsida, Funariales, Funariaceae. The record is from RefSeq and is a predicted model, not a curated record. Gene Ontology annotation, biological process: RNA methylation; piRNA processing; siRNA processing. Gene Ontology annotation, molecular function: peptidyl-prolyl cis-trans isomerase activity; RNA methyltransferase activity; O-methyltransferase activity. Gene Ontology annotation, cellular component: cytoplasm; nucleus.